CCCUCUGGCCCACACCAGUAGGCGGUAGGUGAAGUGUCUUGCCCAAGGACACAACGACCGAGACUGUAUAGUACAGUAUAUUAGCAGAGUUUUUCUGUCCUCACUAAGUGUUGUCCUCAUGAAUGUAGACUAAGCUAUACAGACAGGUAAACACUCUCCUUGUCAAAAUCCAAGGAACAGGCCGAUGUAUUGAGUUGGAUGAUUUAAUAAGGAUAAAGUGUAAAACUGUUGACAAAACCAGAAGUAAAACCAAUUAAAAUGUUGCAUCAAUAUGCCUUGUUGGGGUUAUAAUACUGUACAAAGCACCUUGAGCCAAUCUUUGUUAUGAUUUGGUGAUAUAAAUGUAAUGUAACUGAUAAACUGGGACUACACACAACAGUGCACAGUGUUUGAGAACAACUUCUUGGUUCUUUAACCUGUUCUCUUUUACUCCACUACUGUCACCAUUUUAUCUAAGUCUUUGAUAAAAUAUCUCUGUGAUCAACAUUAUUUGUUAGGAUCUUAACAGAGCUGCAGGAAAAAAAGUGAAACUCAUUUGGUUUUGCUCUACAGAGAUGCACACUGAGUCACAAAUCAACUCAACAUACCAGUAAAAAACAAGAAAGCAAAACCAAAAGAAAGAUGUAGGUAUGGUAGGAUGAAUAGGUGUGGCAGGUUGUGUUAUUGUGUCAGUAUGUGUAAAGAUUACCACAGAUAGCAGACACGCCAAUGCACAAUAUGGCAACAAUGAAGCAGGAAUUUUAGUAAUCAUGAUCAUCUUCAGAGAUACAAAAAUGCUGUAUAGAUGUAUACAUUACCAGCUGUUCUUGUUGUUCUGGAGCCAAAACAGCAUCUGUCCCUGCUGGCCUAAAGCACUGCCUAACCUAAUAUUAUCAUAUGUAGUUGUGAUGGAGGUGGUAAGGAUGGUAAUUAAGCAGUACAAUGGUUUGAUUCUUUUUUAAAAUUAUUUUCCUUUUUUUUUUUUUGGUAAGAUACUGUGGGACAGCUAGGUACAAAGGUGUGCCAAGGUGUGGCCGAUUAAUUAAUUAUUCUCAAAGUUUCCAGACUUUUAGGAUCAUGAAUCAUCCUGUUCUAAAUAAAAUGUUUUGCGUUUGUUCAUCAGACAGAGAAACAUCUUAUGUUGGAUGCUCUUGCUAUGUGAGGAAAUGUGCAGCAUGUAUCAGUAAUUGAACUACACAAUGUGACAGAUGAUUGUGCAGGUGUCUGCUGUGAAAAUUGUUUUUUUAAUUUCUGUCAGAGAUGUGCUGUAAAAGAAACCAGAAGAAAAACACAGGAAAAAAACACAAGACUAUUAUACUUUGUGUAUUUGUGACUAUUGAAAAUAAUAUUGAAGGAAAAUAACUUUUUCUUUUUAAAAUACAAGCUGACAAAGGACAUAUUUAGUUGUUUCACAUUAUCACAUUUGCUCUCUAUUAUGCAUUUCAGAGUCACUGGGUGAGAGGUGAGGUUGGGACAGGUCACUGGUCUCUCACUGAUUAAAAUACUUUUUUGUUCUCAUAGUUAUCACUGGGGUUUUGAAAAAAAGAGAUUAAAACAAAAAAUGUUUAGAGCAAGGGUAAUUCACAAAUUAACACUUAAAUAUCAGAGAGCAUUAACUUCUUUAGAAAAAUAUUUGUUGUCAUUUAUUGCUUUUACUUUGGUUGUAAUAUCUGAAUAUAAAAUGCUUCGAACACUUAUUCACAGCAAAAAUUAAGUCAGAAAAAAAAUCUAAACCUUCAGAAAAAGUAAACAAACAAACAAACAAACAAAAAACUUGUGAUGGUUACUGGGUAUUGUUGUGUGAAAUGGAAAAUAGCCUGAUUCUUAUAUGGUGAAUCUCUACUUUACCAUUGGCUUACAUCACUUCCUUCUUUCUUGCUUCUAGCUAACCAUAGCACAGUGUUACAAGUAAAAGCAGCUCCUGUAAGAGUUGUACACUCUUCUCUAUUACUGAUAAAUGCUGUUACCAUAGCAUUUAUCAGCUGAAGAGCAAGUGGAUUUACAUCAGCCUGUAUGCUUAUUUGCAUUUAUGCUCCAAAAAAAGUUUAAUGUGUGUUUGUUUUGUCCUGUUGAAACAGCCAGCUGUGCCAUCUGCCCAUUUAACCUUUCUCCAAAAGACAUUUCGCUCGUCCAUAACGAGGAGCUGCGACAGUCGAGCUUCAAGAUGUCGGUCCAAGAUGUUUUGGAGCCGUUGCUUCUUUCUUAGUUGGCAUGCUCACAGUCCAUGGUCAUAUAACACUGGCUUCACUGUGGACGGUGACGCUCGUGUUGCAGCAGUUUUUAGUUCAUGGCAGGGUUGAGCUUUGUGAUGGACACAAAGUACCUUUGCUUUAUUAACAACUGGAAAGUUAAUGAAACAUGUUUGAUUUUGCUCCACAGGGUGAAAUGAAACAGAAAACCACAACAUGACGAUUAAAGAAAUUAAACCAAAAAAGUAAGAUAGGAAUGUUAGAUUAGUCACAACAGGUGUGACUGGUUCUGUCGGUGUGGGUGUGCACUCUAGUAGUAUAAAUAUCUGCAGACACAGAGGCACAAUAACCACUGCUCAUCUUUAUCCACACUUUAAGGAAUCAUGGAGGUUUCAACGUUAAAGAAAAUGAUAGAUGUUUUGAGUAUCUGUGAAGACGUUAUGGUAGAAAAAACAGAUCUCAUCAUUGAUGGUAAUGCUCUUUACUAUUUUUUGUAUUAUACAUCUGAUCCAAAGCUGGACCAGCGAUGUGGAGGGGAUUAUCCUGGAUUCAAACAUGAGGUCUGUAAGUUCUUUAAGACUCUGCAGGACUGUGAAGUCAAUCCGUACGUCAUCCUGGAUGGAGGCUCAGGACCCGAGAAGCAUAAAAAAAAUGUGUCUCGUCUAAAAUAUAAACUGAAAAAAGCAAAGACAAUAGCAGAAACUGAGCCUGAUGGCACUUUACCAGAGGGAUAUAAUGUGUUACCACCUCUGGUCAAAGAUGUAUUCCUAGAAAUCUUAAAGGAAGAAAAAAUAGAGUUUGAAGUGUGUUUAGGAGAGGCAGACCCUGAGGUUGUUUCUAAGGCAAAUCAGGAACAAUGUGCUGUGCUGUCCAUUGACAAGGAUUUUUACAUCUUUGAUGUGCACAAAGGUUUCCUUAAUCUCCACAACUUUGAGUGGAAAAAAGAAGAGGAUGGAAAAAUUCCUGCUAAGAUCUACACACAUUCAAAGUUUUGUGAGCAUUUUAAAUUGGACCCUGCUCUCAUGCCAGUCUUUGCUUCAAUAGCAGGAAAUGAUUAUUCAAACUUAGAAGACAAUGACAUUUUUGCAAAUAAAUCAUCUUCACCUGGUGAGUCCAGCAUUAAAAGACUGGAUGGUAUGCUCGGCUUUUUAAGUGAAGUGAACCUGGAUGGCUUGAAUGAUUCACGGAAGAGAGAACGUGCUCUGAGUGAAGCUUUAAAGUAUGUUGGAAAAAAAGAGAACCAAACAUUCAAAUUCGCCAUUGAAAGAUAUGUUGAACCAGAAAAAAACAAAAAACAACCAAGUUCUAAGUUGCCACCAUGGGUGUGUAAAAAAGUUGAGCACGGAGAACUCACCAGUUUCGCCACAAGUGUUGUGGGUCAGAAGACAAUGAUGCUGACCCCACUUGUGGAGGACUUUUCACAGCGCAGUAGUUAUCAAGCUGCUUACCGCAUCAGACAGUACUUCUAUGGACUGUUAACAGGAGAUAAGAUUACUGAAUAUGACAGGAAUGGAGAAAAUAUCAAACACUACCAUGUCCGACCAAUACCUCCCAGCAGUCAUGAACAGAAACAACUGAAACUACAGUGUCUGACAGAGUACCUCUCUAUGCAGGAUGAGCGUCGCAGGGUGUUUGAAGAAGCUCUGGAGGUUCAGACUUCAGUCUUAGAAAACAUCCCCAACCAGCUGAAGCUGCCAGUCUAUGUGACUGUUUUCUGGUUCAAGAGUCUACAACAGCACCACUGCCUCCACGCCCUCCUGCUGUGGUUUGUGUGUAAGCCCGAUGGUCCAGAGGACGAGUUUGAGAGGAAGAUGAAAGUUUUAAAUGAUGAAGGUGUGAGUAACUGGAAGCCAUGUGUGGCUCAUGCUUUCAGCCAAUGGCAGUGCUGCAUGAGGCAGAGCCUCCACCUGAACCAGCUGCUGCUUUCCCCUCUACCAGAACCUCAGUUUGCCCGGCUUUACUGUGGACCUCUCCUUCAUCGGCUGGCAGAUGGAGACACGAUUGAAGAAGUACAGAAAACACUGAGAGGAGAAAAGAAGAAAUUAUAUGAGAACCUGAAGACUGUUUGUAAUCCUUCUCCUGGAGAGGGAUCCUCUGUCCUGAGAGUUGAGGUUCCCUCUACUGGGGAGCGUUCCUCUGGUAUGAGUUCCUCCAGUGAGGAGGGAUGGGAGCAAGUUGCAAACAACAACAAAAGCCAAAAAAAGGGAAAAAAGAAGAGAGCUACCAGAGAAAAAGCUGAUAAAUGAGACUCUGAGUGAUGAGCUGACCAGAGAAGGACUUUCUGAUCCCGAAGCUCUGUUCUGUUACUUCUCUUCAAAUGUACUCUAACACAACUGUUGCUACUAGCAUUUGUCUGAUUUGAUUGUAUUCUAAUUUUUGCCUCAUAACUUUUGCACUGUCCACUUCCUGCUGUGACAAAACAAAUUUCCCACGUGUGGGACUAAUAAAGGUUAUCUUAUCUUAUCUUAUCUUAUCUUAUUUUGAACACUGUUUACCAAGGAGUUUUCAAAACUUUUAAAAUAAGGUACUAUUAUCUCUAUGUGCCACUAUCUUCAUAUAUGGAAUUAGCAUUAAUUUGAUAUUAGAAUUUCUAGUGUAGGGGCAUUUAGUGAUUCCGGUUAGUAUGAUAAUUUACAUCCAUCCAUCCAUCCAUCCAUCCAUCCAU
Haplochromis burtoni (Burton's mouthbrooder) is the source of this 4833-nucleotide messenger RNA. Its product is annotated as protein asteroid homolog 1. The record is from RefSeq and is a predicted model, not a curated record. The coding region runs from base 2552 to 4414 and encodes 620 amino acids. NCBI's taxonomy places the organism in Eukaryota, Metazoa, Chordata, Actinopteri, Cichliformes, Cichlidae. The transcript has 4 exons.